Penicillium pulvis is the source of this 1848-nucleotide messenger RNA. Its product is annotated as MDR family MFS transporter. The coding region runs from base 1 to 1848 and encodes 615 amino acids. Gene Ontology annotation, biological process: transmembrane transport. The record is from RefSeq and is a predicted model, not a curated record. NCBI's taxonomy places the organism in Eukaryota, Fungi, Ascomycota, Eurotiomycetes, Eurotiales, Aspergillaceae. The transcript has 3 exons. Gene Ontology annotation, molecular function: transmembrane transporter activity.
AUGACGCAUGAUAGUCAACCACAGAUCGACGAAAGCUUUAAGCAAAAUGAAGAUGCAGAGGCGUGUCGACCUGCUGUCGAAGAGCCAGAAUGGAAGGCAAGCAAAGAGGUGUUUCAAGUCCUCUUGUGUCUGUCUAUCAUCGGGAUCAUGGCUUCAUUGGAUAUGACAAUUUUUCUACCCAUUCUCCCACUUAUCGCCAAGGAUCUUAACGGCGAUGCUACCAGCACAUUGUGGGUGGGCAGCGCGUACCUGGUCCCUUGUGCAGGGUUUCAACCUAUAUGGGCCUCUCUUUCCGAUAUAUACGGCCGAAGGAAAGCGCUCAUUGCCGCGCUGGGCCUCUUCGUGAUCGGUUCCAUCGUGGGAUGCGUCGCUCACAAUAUGGCUACCCUCUUAGCUGGUCGUGCGAUUCAGGGCGUGGGCGGCGGUGGUCUCAUUCCACUAGCGAUGAUCAUUAUCACUGAUCUGGUCCCAUUGCGUCAACGGCCCAAGUACGCUGCCAUCGUUCAGGUGUCUAUGGCAUUGGGGACUAUCCUCGGCCCUUUGAUCGGUGGCUGCUUUGAGGAGUAUACCAGUAGCUCCACGGGAUGGCGCUGGGUCUUCUAUAUCAAUUUCCCUCUCUCUGUUCUAGCGGGGGUGAUGCUCUUCGCCUCAGUUCGGUUUCAGAAAGGUGGGGUGCAGCUUCGCUCAGUUGAUUGGAUCGGUCAGGUCUUGUUUAUUGCAAGUAUUUCUAUCUUUUUGAUCGGCCUUUCGUGGGGCGGAGUGCAGUACUCGUGGGGAAGUUACCAGACGUUGAUCCCGCUAUGCCUUGGCGUGGUUGGUAUCAUCGCAACGGCACUUUGGGAGUUCUUUGGAACUAGCCACCCCUUCAUCAGGCUCUCCAUCCUCACAGACCGAUCCUCCUUGGCGGUGUAUGCAGCCGCUAUUGUCCAGGGCACUAUAAUGUACGGUUGCCUCUACUAUCUCUCUCUGUGGCUAGAGGCUAUCAAGUUUGAAUCUGGUGUCAUGACUGGAGUUGGCCUUUUACCCGUUUCCGUUGCCCUCAUGCCCACGAGCAUAGUGAUCGCCUUCGUCAUUUCCAAAACUGGUCGUUACCGCUGGGCCCUCUGGCUCGGAUGGGUGGCUACAGUCGCAGCCACUGGCGUAACCAUCAUCCUACACAGACACACCAGCACAGCGUCCUGGAUCUUCAUCUUCGCCUUCGUAGGCUUUGGUCACGGAGUGUUGUUCAACGCACUGUUGGUCGCCGCACAGGCCUGCGCACCAGCCAAGGAUGUGGCAUACGCCGCUUCAAUGUACACCUUCUUCCGAACGUUAGGUUUUGCCAUCGGUGUUAUCAUUGGCUCGACAGUGCUACAGAAUUUCAUGGCGACAAAACUGAGCGAAUUGGGCCUUCCGACUUCUAUCGCCCAAAAUGCGGAAGGUUACAUCAGCACAGUUAAAACCCUGCCCGCUGGUUCUUUGCGCGAAGGUGUUUUGGAUGCGUAUGUGUAUGGUUUGGACUCUAUUUUCGAGGUCAUGACGGGCAUUGGGGCUCUUGGUCUUCUAGCUACGCCACUCGUUGCUGGUCGCACGAUGAAUAAGGCUUUGGAGACAGAUCAUAUCUUGCAAGAGUCGAAGAAUAUGCAAAAAUCGAAGGAUUUGGAGGAAACGAAGGAUUUGGAGGAAUCGAAGGGCUUGGAGGAAUCGAAGGGCUUGGAAGAAUCGAAGGGCUUGGAAGAAUCGAAGGGUUUGGAAGUGUCGAUGAGCUUGAAAGAGUCGAAGGGCCUGGAAGAGUCGAAGGGCCUGGAAGAAUCCAAGAGUCUGGAAGAACUGAAGAGCUUGGAAAAGUCGAAAGGCGACUUGAAUUAA